AUGCCAUCGAACAAUCUGAAGGUGGAUCAUAGCUCACACUGCACCACUCCAUCCGACAUGAUCGAGCGGCCGGUCACCGUCAAAGUGGGCUGUCUUCACAUCAACCCAGCAUCCAAACGGGGUCGAAGAACAUUUUUUCUACAAAUGCUGAUCCUCGGCUUCGUGCCACACGUCGCCCUGAUAGCCCAGAACUGUGCGAUCAUCACACAGCUCUCCAGCACCUUGGACUCCUCGCUGUUUCUGAACUCUGAAGUAAUGGCGACCUUUCUGGCUGAGAGCACAGUGGUGACCUUACAGCAGGAGCGCUAUCAGAUCGUUAAUUACACAUUCACGGAUCAUUCUAACAGGGAAUUCAAGAAACUGCACUUCUUCAAGAGACUGACAGUAUACGAGGAAAUUAAUUCAGUAUUACUACUAUACUUAAUGAAGAAUUUAAAAUAUGCUACCACGUCGUUAUGGAGACAGCUCUCAGUCUGCUACGAGUUGCUCAAAGGAUUGGAAGAGCUGUCAUUAUCAUACGCGUCCAUGGUGGAACUGGGGACCGAUGCGUCAGACCUGGGUGUCAUCGUGUACUUCCAGAACCGCCAGCUGUCGGUCCUGGAACACCUGCAGAUCGCUCUCCAGUACCUGCACGUGGAGAAGAUGGCGAGGGAGUCGAGGGUUUUGGAAGAGGUUAUAGAUUACUACCAACAGAUAAAGGUCGCUACACAUUUAGACGCGAACGGCAUACAGACGUACACGAGUGAGGAAGUGGAGUCAUAUGCUGACCACACCCGCUUCUGCGUGGAACAGCUGAUGGUGGUGCAGGCCAGCUUGUGGAAUGUCGUCAGGGACACAGCGAGGUGGGAAAUCUGGUCUGCCAGGAGGACCCUGGGUAUCGGGAUAACGAUAUUAAGCAUCGUGCUGUUAGCUUCUCCUGUUCUUGUGCUGUUACUGAGACACACUGUGCAGACGAUAGAGACCUUCACACAAUCGAUCGAGCUGAGCACGCAGAAGCUGAUGGCCGAGAAGCAGAAGAGCGACUUGCUUCUCUCCAGAAUGCUUCCGGCCCCAGUGCUUCGGAGACUCCGGGCGCAGAGGACUGUGCCGGCGGAGUCCUACGAUGCUGUCACGAUAUUCUUUAGCGAUAUCGUCGGGUUCACUACCAUAUCGGCCACUAGUACACCGAUGGAGGUUAUAAAUAUGCUCAAUAUGUUGUACAGGUUGUUUGAUGAAAAAAUAAUGCAAUACAACGUCUACAAGGUGGAAACCAUUGGAGAUGCGUACAUGGUUGUGUCAGGGUUGCCGCAGAGAAACGGCAACCGCCACGCGUCAGAAAUAGCUGACAUGUCGCUGUCCCUAAUGCGAAGUCUGGAAGGCGCCAGGGUGCCACAUAGACCUGAUGAACUGCUCCGAGUGAGAGCUGGCGUGAACACCGGCCCCUGCGUGGCUGGUGUCGUGGGGACCACCAUGCCGAGAUACUGCCUCUUCGGGGACACCAUCAAUACUGCUAGCAGGAUGGAAAGUACGGGAGAAGCUAUGAAAAUUCACAUAUCAUACACGACAAAGAAGGCCUUGGACGAGAUAGGGAAUUACGAGAUUGAAUCCAGAGGAAUUAUGGAUGUAGCUGGUAAAGGCAGCAUGGAGACAUUCUGGCUUCUCGGCAAGAUCGGAAACUUUGAACACGAAAGCCCGCAGUGUCUCCGCCUUCACGACUACGAUAAGAACCUUCUGGAGCUUAUAAUAAGGUCCUAAAUAGCUUAGCGUAGGUAGAUACAAAUUUAACAGCCUUCUAGUCAUGUUAUUUACACCCGAUUGGAAAAAGGAGGGUAAAGUUCUUUCGAUAAUUCUUUGAAUUUGGAUUCUGAACAAUAACGACUAUGUACUUAAUGUAUUGCUAUUAAGUUUUAUAAUGCCUAAUGUUAACUAGUCACUAAUAAAGUAUUUGAUAUUAAAAUAAAAACAUUGUAAUGUUAAACUCUUGACUAAUUUCA
Messenger RNA from Amyelois transitella, 1973 nucleotides. RefSeq lists its product as uncharacterized. NCBI's taxonomy places the organism in Eukaryota, Metazoa, Arthropoda, Insecta, Lepidoptera, Pyralidae. The transcript is spliced from 12 exons. The record is from RefSeq and is a predicted model, not a curated record. Gene Ontology annotation, biological process: intracellular signal transduction; cGMP biosynthetic process; receptor guanylyl cyclase signaling pathway. Bases 1 to 1734 code for a protein of 577 amino acids. Gene Ontology annotation, molecular function: peptide receptor activity; guanylate cyclase activity.